AUGUCUCAACAUAACCAACAUGUCCAACAAAGAAAUCCGCUACAACACCAACGGUAUCAACCCACCCCAGAAUAUCUAAGCAUGACACAGAGCUUUAUAAAUGGUGUAAAUGACGUUCUUGAUCAAGCAACUACGCAAAAUCAAAAUGAUACUUUAAGUACCUUAUUUGAUGCCUAUCAGUAUAACAAUCCCCAGAUGCUCACUACAUUACCAGAAGAAAAAGUGUGA
Molecule: messenger RNA, 228 nt
Organism: Ambispora leptoticha
Lineage: Eukaryota; Fungi; Glomeromycota; Glomeromycetes; Archaeosporales; Ambisporaceae
Source: the annotation of a GenBank genome assembly